AUGAGCUCUGCACACCAACUGCGAGUCCUGAAGCUGUACCGCCACAGCCUCAAGAACCUGCUGUCAUGGACCGUGGACCGUGGCAUGUAUCGCCAAAAGGCCAUGGAACUGCGUGCACGAUUCGAAGCCACCCGCUUUGAGAAGAACAUUGUCAAGGCCACCCAGCUCGUGGAGGCUGGCGAGGCUGAGCUGGAUGAGAUUAAGCACCCCAACCCCUAUGUCGGCCGCCGCCUGAACCCCGCCUGGCCCGCUCACUCUGUUUCCCCUUGGGUCUUCCUGUGCGCCAAUGGUCAUGCUGUCGCCUUUCGCAGCCCCCACAUCAUUGGACGGUACCAAAUGGGAGCGUAA
This is a messenger RNA of Monosiga brevicollis MX1, 348 nucleotides long. RefSeq lists its product as uncharacterized. The transcript is spliced from 3 exons. NCBI's taxonomy places the organism in Eukaryota, Choanoflagellata, Craspedida, Salpingoecidae. Gene Ontology annotation, biological process: mitochondrial electron transport, NADH to ubiquinone. Bases 1 to 348 code for a protein of 115 amino acids. The record is from RefSeq and is a predicted model, not a curated record.